Molecule: messenger RNA, 831 nt
Organism: Zingiber officinale
Lineage: Eukaryota; Viridiplantae; Streptophyta; Magnoliopsida; Zingiberales; Zingiberaceae
Exons: 5
Coding region: 45-731 (228 amino acids)
Source: RefSeq, a predicted model, not a curated record
AAAAUAAGAAUAAGAAAAUUGCAACUCUAAAAAGUGGAGAAAAGAUGGAGAUUGAAUUCUACAACAAUCGUGCAGUGGGAAAAAAUCAUAGCUAUUGGUCGAGACACUUGGGGAAAAUCGUGCGUGACAAGCAUAUUUGCCCUAUACAAGUGAAAACAUGGAAGGACUUGACUGAAUUAGACAAGCAACACAUGUGGGAUGCGGUGAAGAAAACCAGUAAUCAGAAUUCAACGAAUCGGGUAAAUGGAGUAAUGCCUCAUCGAACUGGAAGCAAGCCACACAGACAACUAAUAUAUGACAUGGGAGGCAAGGAUAAUAAUCCACCUGACAUUGCAAAAAUUUUCUAUGAGACUCGACAUAAAAAUGGAAAGUUUGUUGAGUCAAAAGCACAAGAAAAAUAUGAUGAGAUUGUGAAGACUAUUCAGUCUACUGCAUCACUCUCACAUAUUGAGGUUGUUGAAAAGUGUUUUGGACCACAACGGCAUAGCCAUGUCUUUGGUUUCGGAGGUGGAAUGAAAAGAAAACAUUUUAAUUGUUCACAAGCUACUUAUAUAAAAGAUCUUGAGGCUAAGCUCCAUGAGAAGGAAGAAGAUAAUAAUAACCUUAAGAGACGCAUGGAUGGAAUUGAAAGUAGAUUAGCCAAAAUCGAGAAUGAAAACCAACCAACUUCAGAUGAACCUGCAAUAGAUGGUGAAGAUGAUGCCCUGAUGGAAGUUAAUAGGCUGCCUUAAUCGGAUGACGUGCUCUAAAGAAGAAUUCAAGCAAGGAUCAAUUAAGAAAUUAUAUAGUACAAUUGCAAUAUUUUUAAAUCGGAUAGCGUGCUCUCAAAUA